Messenger RNA from Mesocricetus auratus (golden hamster), 970 nucleotides. RefSeq names its product mitochondrial ribosomal protein S11 (gene Mrps11). The coding region runs from base 164 to 733 and encodes 189 amino acids. Gene Ontology annotation, cellular component: mitochondrial small ribosomal subunit; ribosome. The record is from RefSeq and is a predicted model, not a curated record. Lineage: Eukaryota; Metazoa; Chordata; Mammalia; Rodentia; Cricetidae. The transcript is spliced from 6 exons. Gene Ontology annotation, biological process: ribosomal small subunit assembly; translation; maturation of SSU-rRNA from tricistronic rRNA transcript (SSU-rRNA, 5.8S rRNA, LSU-rRNA). Gene Ontology annotation, molecular function: structural constituent of ribosome; small ribosomal subunit rRNA binding; mRNA 5'-UTR binding.
GAUGAUUGUAUAGAGCAUUUAGACUUGAACAAAAAUACUUAAAGAGCCCCUGAAGAGCAAUCAUGUGAUUUCCCUUCUGUGUGCUCCCCCACGGAUGCUCAUGGUGCUGACUCUGGCCAGCCCGGGCUCCACCGACGGGAGCUGAAUUGAGUCAAUUUCAGUCAUGCAGGUUGUAAGAAACACGGGAGCGUGGCUCCUGCGGUCUGGACCUGGGUUAACCAGGCUUGUGGCCAUUACUCCGGCUCAGACUAUCCACACCGGAGCCCCGAAGUUAGAAGACGCGGCUGCCAAGCAGGAAGUUGAAAAGGAAGCGGCUCCGAGCCGCUUCAGCAUUUACCCUCCAGCUCCUGGACAGGAAAGCUCUCUGCGGUGGGCAGGGAUGAGAUUUGAGGAGGUCCCAGUUGCACACAUUAAAGCAACCCACAACAACACACAGAUCCAGGUAGUGUCUGCCACUAACGUGUCCCUGGCCCGGGCCUCCUGUGGCACAGAAGGCUUUCGCAAUGCUAAGAAGGGCACCGGCAUCGCAGCACAGACAGCAGGCAUCGCGGCAGCGGCAAAAGCCACAGGAAAGGGAGUGACCCACAUCAGAGUUGUAGUGAAAGGCAUGGGACCAGGACGCUGGUCUGCCAUCAAAGGACUGACCAUGGGGGGUCUGGAAGUGAUCUCAGUCACCGACAACACCCCUGUCCCACACAACGGCUGCCGGCCCCGGAAGGCUCGAAGACUGUGAUGGGAAGGAAGCUUGCACUUGAGCCUGACCUAAAGUCCGGACUCCAGAUGGAUCCUGAGGACGCCCACUGUAGGAGCUGCUGGAGCUGGCAGCGCUCAACCCUCUGCAGGGGACAUUGCGUCUGCUUGCACCUGGAGCUGGAAGUGCCCUUGAGGCUCGCCUCUCUUGGACAGGAGGGAGUGGGAGCUGCCAGCACAGCUGCCGCUCUGCUCUGAGAAUAAAAGGCUAUUCUCUGUG